GUGUUUUUUUACUGACUUGCAGAAAUUCUAUUUCAUAUACAGGCUCUUUGUUGCCACAUAUAUUUAAGCUAUCUCAUCACACCACAGCUCACCUAGUCCCUCUCUUAAUGGUGUCCUUUAAGGAAGAGUUCUUCUCAAAAUAACACCUGCCAGUCUUAAAAGCCUCAGAUUCUGAAGCUCCAUCUGUGCUCUGCUCUGGACCCAUCGAUGCCUGACUCCCUCUUGAACUGAGGAUCCUGUGAACCAUCCUCAGAGCUCCACUUCCCCAUCCCAUUGCAGCAUCCACACACAUCUGCCUCUGGAGACAUGAGGGCCUCCGAAGCUGGGAGGUCACUUGGGGGUCAGGGGGUAGAUGAGCUUAGUUUUCCAGUAGUGCGCUGUCUCCCAGGCUGAACGAUGCUGAGGCCAGGCACAUUCAGGCAGACUCUGGAUCUUUCUAAUGGAGGUGUCCCAUAGCCAUGGUCCAUCCCAGUUCCCUGGCAUGGGCUUGAUGAAGCCACAGAAAAUGUCAGGGAUUUAUUAGUGAUUUACCAAUUCCUUCGUGCUUCAGGUUCAAGAAAAUGUAUUCAUGUAAUACUUCUUCAACCAAAGAGGAAACACCAAUUAGAGCUUUUUAAGUUUCUUUCCCACUUCCUUUUCAACUAUCAAGCUGUAGCACCUCCCAGCUCAGGUCACCCACCCAACCUUCUGGCCUGAGGCCUGGUUGCUCUCUGCCAGCUUCGCCCCUGCCUGAAUCUGACCUGUGUUCCCUCCUCUGUGCCGGGACAGGCCCCAUGCUGCUCUGGAUGGCUGUGCUGCUCUUCGACUGGCUGUACCUCAAAGCCUGGCCAAACCCUGUGUUUGAAGGAGAUGCCCUGACUCUGCGAUGUCAGGGACGGAAGAAUGUAUCACUGUCUCAGGUGAAGUUCUACAAAGAUGGGAAAGUCCUUCGUUUCUCUAAGGGGAAGCAGACUCUGUCCAUGGGAGCAGCAACAGUGCAGAGCUGUGGCCAGUACCACUGCACGGGGCAGGUGAUGUAUAUUUCACAGCCGUUCGCACAAACUUCAGAGGCUGCCAUGGUUCAAGUCCAAGAGCUUUUCCCACCUCCUGUGCUGAGUGCCAUCCCCUCUCCUGAGCCCCGAGAGGGGAGCCUGGUGACCCUGAGAUGUCAGACAAAGCUGCACCCCCUGAGGUCAGCCUCGAGGCUCCUCUUCUCCUUCCACAAAGAUGGCCGCACCUUGCAGGACAGGGGCCCCCACCCAGAACUCUACAUCCCAGGAGUCAAGGGAGGAGACUCUGGGCUUUACUGGUGUGAGGCGGCCCCUGAGGGUGGCCAGGUCCAGAAGCAGAGCCCCCAGCUGGAGGUCAGAGUGCAGGCUCCUGUGUCCCGCCCUGUGCUCACUUUGCACCAUGGGCCCACUGACCCUGCUGUGGGGGACGUGGUGCAACUCCUCUGUGAGGCCCAGAGGGGGUCCCCUCCAAUCCGGUAUUCAUUCUACCUUGAUGAGAAGAUUGUAGGGAACCACUCAGCUCCCUGUGGUGGAAUCGCCUCCCUGCUCUUCCCGGUGAAGUCAGAGCACGAUGGUGGGAACUACUCCUGCGAGGCUGAGAACAGCAUCUCCAGAGAGAGGAGUGAGCCCAAGAAGCUCUCUCUGAAGGGUUCUCAAGCCUUGUCUACUCCCACCGGCAGCAACCGGCUGGUUCCUUGGCUGCCUGCGAGCCUGCUUGGCAUGAUGGUCAUUGCUGCUGCACUUCUGGUUUAUUUGAGACCCUGGAGAAAAGCUGGACACCUUCCAUCCCAGUUACCACCCAUAGCUCCAGGUGGAGAGCAGUGCGCACUAUAUGCCAAUGUGCAUCACCAGGAAGAGGAAGAUGAAGGUGUCGUCUACUCUGUCGCGCGUGGAACCUCAAGGAGGAGUGCAGCCCGGCCUGCUGAGUUCACCGUGGGAAGAAAGGACACUUCUGUCAUCUAUGCAGAGGUGAGAUGCCUGCAGCCCAGUGAGGUUUCAUCCAAGGAGAUGAAUAUAAGAAGCAGGACCCUCUGAGAUCCCCUUGACGGCUGUGAGGAGAUUCUCUGCUAGUGAUGGUGUUUUCCUGUCAACACGUGCCCAUUCCCAGGCCCCAGUGCUCCCUGGGAGGACAGUGGACUCUUUGCCUCUUUUUGUGGGUCCUUCAGUUCCCAAGCCCAUCAUCACAGAGCCCUUGAGCCCUUUUCCUGACCAGGAGAAGCUGAACCCUGGAUUCUCCUCGUAGCAGAAGAACAAGCAAUGGAGUGGGAAGGGAGAUGCCCCCACCAACAGACACACUUAAGUUCAAGCAGUGACACUGGACACAGAAGCCAUAGAUAUAUUCUUUCCAUACAAGCAUGUGUUAGAGUCAGUUCCCCCCAAUAUAUGUAAUCAUCCCCUCCACCACUUAACCAGGAUAUAUAUAGGAAAUAGUCCUGUGCCACAUAACAUUUCAGUUAAUGACGGACUGCAGACACAACAGCGGUCCCCGAAGAGCAUAAUGGAACUGAAAACUUCCUACUGCCUAGUGAUAUAAUAGCUACCUUAACAUCACAGCACAACACAUUUCUCACGCGCUUCUGGCGAUGCCGAUACAAACAAGCUACAGCGCUGCUAGUCAUAUAAAAAUACAGCACAUACAAUUAUGUACAGUAGCUUAUACCUGAUAAUGAUAAACAACUAUG
Cebus imitator (Panamanian white-faced capuchin) is the source of this 2671-nucleotide messenger RNA. It is a transcript of the gene FCRL6, whose product is annotated as Fc receptor like 6. Gene Ontology annotation, biological process: cell surface receptor signaling pathway. Lineage: Eukaryota; Metazoa; Chordata; Mammalia; Primates; Cebidae. The record is from RefSeq and is a predicted model, not a curated record. Gene Ontology annotation, molecular function: transmembrane signaling receptor activity. The transcript has 9 exons.